Messenger RNA from Lepidothrix coronata (blue-crowned manakin), 5314 nucleotides. RefSeq names its product complement C4-like. The record is from RefSeq and is a predicted model, not a curated record. Lineage: Eukaryota; Metazoa; Chordata; Aves; Passeriformes; Pipridae. The coding region runs from base 82 to 5133 and encodes 1683 amino acids. Gene Ontology annotation, cellular component: extracellular region. The transcript is spliced from 41 exons. Gene Ontology annotation, molecular function: protein binding; endopeptidase inhibitor activity. Gene Ontology annotation, biological process: complement activation.
CAGCCCAUUUCUUACAGCAUGGACCUAAAUUGACAGUGGCUCUUUGGUAUUUCUGUUUUGCAGAUAUUGUAGAGUUUUCCAAUGGAAAGGCUGGCAUUGUUCAUGAGCUUUUGUUUGCUGCUGUCUGAUACACAGCAAGCACCAUCAUUUCUUAUUACUGCUCCAAAUGUGGUACAUUUGGGCACAUACGAGACAAUAACAGUUCAAGUCCACGGAGCACAGAGUCCUGUGCGAGUUACUGCGUACUUCAAAGAUGAGCUUAAAAAUCAGCUCCUAUCAGACAGGAUCAUCUUUAACCUUAACCAAAAUAAUGACUACCAGGAGAUGAAAAAAAUAAUGGUCAAGCCAGGGACUCUGCAACAGAACUUGUUCAAGAAGAGUAAUCAACCAUAUGUUCUGCUGGUCACUGAAAGCAGGGAGCUUCCUAAGGCUGUUCAGAGCAUUCGCAUCCUCCUGUCCUCCAAGAAAGGCUACAUUUUUAUUCAAACAGACAAGCCUAUAUACACACAAAGUUCCAAAGUAAAAUACAGGAUCUUCAUUCUGGACAAUGCUAUGAGGCCAACAGAUGACACGGUUACAGUUGCUGUGCUAAAUUCAAAAGGAAUGGUGGUUAAAAAGUCAGAUCGGAAAAUAAAGGCAGUGUUCAGUGAACAUUUUGAAAUACCUGACGUUGCUGAGCCUGGAACUUGGAAAAUCAAAGCCUGGUUUCACCAACAUGAAAUGUCUAAUGUUUCCGCUGAAUUUGAAGUUAAAAAAUAUGAACUUCCAUCUUUUGAAGUCAAACUCAUCCCACUUCAGCCAUACUACCACAUCUGGAAUGAAAGCUUUGUGUUUGAUAUCGAGGCAAAACACUCUUAUGGGAAAGAAAUUCAAGGUGCUGCAUAUGUGCGAUUUGGCAUCAUUGAUGAAAAUGAAAACAAAGUGUUUGUUCCAGGCCUGGAGCAACAGCUAUCUAUUCAAAACGGGAAAGGAAGAGUCACUUUAAAUACACUACUUUUGGAAGAGAAAUUAAGGAAGAGCGUUUCCACUCUGGAAGGGUUUUGUUUAUAUGUUGCUGUUACCACUGUAGAAACUGCAAGUGGUGAGAUGAGGGAAGAGGAACUGAGCAAUGUGAAGUUUGUGCAAUCUCCUUAUGCUGUUGAUCUGUCUAAUACCAAAAAGAAUUUUGUGCCUGGAGCCCCCUUCUCUGUUGUGGCAUCUGUCACUUUGGUUGAUGGUUCUCCUGCUGGCUCCCUUCCUGUCACUGCUACUAUUACCUUGCCUGGAAAACCCCCAAUGAAGAAGACUGCACUCUCUAAUAAAGAGGGCCUAAUCCCCCUUACAUUUGACAUCCCCAGAGAUGCCCAAAGGCUUGAAAUAAUGGUAAAGGCUGAAGAGGGAAAAGAAAAAUUAGAAUCACCUGAAGCCAGUAUCAGAGUUGAAAGAUACCAGUCUGCUUCCCCAAACUACCUAAGCAUCAGCAUCCCACAUGCUGUUGUGGCACCUGGAGAUACUUUACACAUCACUUUGAAUGACAUUCAUCAGUCUGGCAGUGGAAAGAUUGACUAUUUCUAUUAUAUGGUUGUGGCAAAGGGACAAGCUGAGCUUUUGGGGAGGGUCCCAUCCUCAAAAAAAAUAAUAAACCUUAAAAUCACAGAGAAGAUGGUGCCUGCCUUUCGCUUUUUAGCCUACUACUUCAUUGCAAAUGAGGACCGUCAAGACAUUGUUGCCGAUUCUGUAUGGGUGGACGUUAUGGAUGUCUGUGAAGGAAAGAUUAAAGUGAGAACAGAACAAGAGAUAUAUGAACCAACAGAUAUCAUCAAUUUACAGAUUGAAACGGACCAUGCGGGAAAAGUUGCCUUAGCUGUGGUUGAUAAAGCAGUUUUUAUUCUGAAUAAGAAAAAUAAGCUUACAGCCAAAAAAGUAUUUAAUGCUAUGAAUUCGUAUGAUCUUGGAUGUUCUGCAGGUGGUGGCUCAAAUAAUGUUCAAGUUUUUACUGAUGUUGGUCUGGCUUUUUUAUCAGAUACAAUUCAAUCCAGCAUUCGGGAAGGAUAUAAAUGCCUCCAUGGCACCAGAAGGCAGAAGAGAUCUUUGGAUUUUCAGAAGAAAAUGUCAGGAAUUGCCAGCAAAUACCAAAACACUGAUCUGCAAAAAUGCUGUCAAGAUGGAAUGAAAAUAAAUCCCAUGAGGUUUCCUUGUGCAAAAAGACUAACAAGGGUGUCUGGCUCUCGCGAAUGCAGGAGCGCAUUCCAGGACUGCUGUGAGAAAGCCACAGCCCUCAGGAAGGAGGCGAAGCGGAGGAACAGAGUGGGCUUGGCACGACGACAAUACAGCGACCAUGAAGAAUUCUUUGAUGAAACCUCUGUCAGCUUGCGCAGUUAUUUUCCCGAGAGCUGGUGGUGGCAUUUUGAAGAAGUGGAAAACCCUGGAAACCAUAGUGUAGAAAACUUUGCUCCUGAUUCAAUAACUACCUGGGAAGUUCAGGCAAUAAGCAUAUCUCCCGAAAAAGGGUUUUGUGUAGCUGACCCCCACACCUUUGCGGUUUUCAAAGACUUUUUUGUGUCCCUGAGAUUACCGUACUCAGUCAGACGACAUGAGCAACUAGAAAUAAAAGCAGUGGUUUACAACUAUCUGCCCAAUGAUCUCCAGGUAACAGUGAAGAUGGAUGCAGUGAAGGAGCUGUGCACCGCAGAGACAACAGAGAAGGCUGUGCAGCUGCCACUGGUGGCUAAGGGGAAUUCUGCAACACCAGCCUACUUCUCAGUUGUCCCUUUGGCUGUGGGAGAAAUUCCAAUUACUAUUACUGCUUUUGACAAGGUUUCUGGGCAUAGUGACAGCAUUAGGAAGAACCUCAAUGUUGUGGCAGAAGGUGUUUUACAGAGAGAAGAGGAAACCAUUUGCAUUAACAGUGGCUUAAAAUCCCAUAUACUGGACCUGAACAGACCACCAGAUAUGGUACCGGGUUCUGAUAGUCAUGUGUUUGUUAGCGUGAAAGGGAAUAUUAUGGACAAGUCUGUUGAAAAUUGUCUUAGUCUUACUGGAGUGGAGAAACUUAUUCAAGUGCCCACAGGCUGUGCAGAGCAAACAAUGGUCACAAUGGCCCCUGCAGUCUAUGCUAUUGAGUACUUGGAUGCCAGUGAGCAGUGGGUGAACUUUAAUCCUGAACGGAAGCAGGAAGCCAUUAGUAUGAUUGAACAAGGUUAUACUAGACUGCUUGAGUUUCAGAAGGUGGAUGGCUCCUACGGAGCAUUUAAAGAAAUCCCCAGUAGUGUAUGGUUAACUGCAUUCGUUGUUAAAGUACUCACAAGGUGCAGAGAAUACAUUGGUGUCCAAGACAAUCACAUACUCAACUCCAUUUCCUACUUGAUUAAUCAACAGCAGGCAGAUGGUUCAUUCCACGACCAUCACCCCGUAUUGGACAGGUCAAUGCAGGGUGGCAUUAAGUUAGCAGAAGAGGAUUUGGCUAUGACAGCCUUUGUAACCAUAGCAUUGCAACAGACGCUCCAGGUCUACAAGUUACCUGAUGUGGUAAAAGGGAUUAGAGGAGCAGUGGAUUACAUGAAAAAUCAACUUUCGGGAAAUACUGACUGUUAUUCUACAGUCAUCACGGCUUAUGCUCUGACACUUGUGCAGUCUGAUAGUGAAGAAGCCCAGUUUGUGAAAGAAAAAUUAAGGGACUGUUCUGUUUUUGAUGCAGCAAAGCAGCAGCGCUACUGGGGAAAUGGGAACGAUGCUGUCUCAGUGGAAACCACGGCCUAUGCACUGCUUCAAACAUUGCUCCUGAAAGACAUGGAGUACACAAGGCCUAUUGCUACGUGGUUGACAGAAAGAAGAAACUACGGUGGAGGGUACUGCUCUACACAGGACACAGUAGUGGCCUUAGAAGCUCUGUCAGCAUACAGCAUACAGACAUUGAACACUGCUUCCACUGACCUGACUGUCAAACUGGGAACACCUGGAAGACAAAAUGACUACAGCAUUGUUCUGACUGAUACUGAUGAAGAGUUUCAGAAGCAGACAGAGUUUGAACUUGGGAGAAAACUUGAAGUAUCGGUACAUGGCAGAGGAAGUGGGACAAUGAGUAUAUUAAAGAUGUACUGGUCUUCUGAGCUGAAGAACAAUACCUGCAAUGAUUUGAUUUUGACGGUGGAAAUGGAAGGGAGCAUCAAGUACUCUGAAGCUGAAUAUUCUGAUGAAAAUGAUGGUGAGGACUUGAUUGCUGCAGAAAACAGCACAUUUGAGGGGCUUUCUGGCAUAGAGUGGUUUGAUAUCCACAGCAGAAGGAAAAGGGAUGCCAUCACUCCCGGUAAAGUAGAAUCACUGCGGUACAAAGUCUGUGUCAGGUCCACAGGUUCCAAAGCACCAAAGAUGUCCCUGGUUGAUCUCACUCUGCUGAGUGGCUUGGAGCCUGACACAAAGGAUCUCGAACAGUUGGUGACAGCUUCAGACCAGUACAUUCAGCACUAUGAGUACAAGGGAGGGAAGGUUUUGCUCUACUUUGGUGAGCUCACAAGUGGACCAGACCCGGAUUGUAUAUCAUUUGGGGCAAAGCAAAUCAAUCCCAUGGGCUUGGUUCAGCCAGCAAAUGCCGUCCUUUAUGAUUUUUACAGUCCUGACAGAAAGUGCAGUGUAUUCUACAGUGCUCCCAAGCACAGUGCCAUGCUUUCAAAGGUGUGCCACGCCAAUGUUUGCCAGUGUGCAGAAGGUCCCUGCCCAAGACAAAGAUCAACUUUCAGUAAAACUGUAACACAAACUACACGUUUUAAUUUUGCCUGCUACCAACCUACCGCAGAUUAUGCAUAUGAAGUGGAGGUCCUCAACAGUACAAAGAAGAAUGUUUUUGAUUACUAUGAGGCCAAAAUCCACAGAAUCCUUAAAACCACUGAUGAUGAAAGCAUUCAAGUGGGUGCCCACCGACAGUUCCUGACACGCUCCACGUGCAAGUUAAACAUGGUCCCUGGCAAACAGUACCUCCUCAUGGGGAAAGAUGGGGAAACAGUCGAUUGCAACAACAAGAUGCAGUACUUCCUUGAUGCACAAGCCUGGGUAGAGAAAAUUCCAGGCACCAGUGAGUGCCGCAGCACCCUGCGUCGGCAAAGCUGUGCUCACCUGCAGGACUUCCUGAACACAUCUGAUAGCCUGUGCCUGCUCUGAUCCACACAUCCUAUUCCUUGUGACUGCAGCUUGCCUCCUUCCCGAAUUUUUUUUGCAAAGAAUGUGCACCCAAGUGGCACCUGAAACCCUGCAGGGCUGCUUCCAUUGCUGUUUUGCUCUCUGAGGUAUUCCUUGUAGAUUUGUGUGUGGGAGUAAUACAACAAAAAUUGCAGUUACUCUA